This is a messenger RNA of Mercenaria mercenaria, 1164 nucleotides long. RefSeq lists its product as uncharacterized. The coding region runs from base 1 to 1164 and encodes 387 amino acids. The record is from RefSeq and is a predicted model, not a curated record. The transcript has 3 exons. Lineage: Eukaryota; Metazoa; Mollusca; Bivalvia; Venerida; Veneridae.
AUGGAAACAACAUCAGUCUACUUAAUGAAAUUAUUUAAAGCUAUAUGGGACCAAGAAGUCAUUCCUACCAAACGGAACAAAGGGCUGAUUGUUAAAAUACCUAAGAAAGGAGACCACUCCAUAUGCGACAACUAUAGAGGCAUCACUUUACUAUCUGUGCCCAGCAAAGUCUUCUCAAGAAUCUUAAUAUCAAGGAUUCAAAGUGAAGUCGAAAAUAAACUACGUGAAGAACAAGCUGGAUUUAGAAGUGGAAGGAGCACAACAGAACAAUUAUUCACUCUACAGAAACUGAAAGAAAACGCAAGCAGUAUUGGACUGAAAAUAAGUUCAAGAAAAACAAAAGUGAUGAGACUGAAUGCUAGGAUCCAAACACCAGUCAAAAUAGACCAAACAAACAUAGAAGAUGUAGAAACAUUCACAUAUCUGGGUGGAAUAAUUACAUCAAAAGGAGGCAGUGACGAAGACAUCGAUAGCAGAAUAGGCAAAGGCAGAAAUCAAUUUCGCAGACUGAGAAAAAUCUGGACAUCCUCUAUCUUCUCCAUCCAGACUAAAGUCAAACUCUUCAACAGCUUAGUCAUGUCAGUACUACUCUAUGGGAGUGAAACAUGGAAAGCAACAGAACAAGACAAAAAGAAACUUGAUACAUUUCAGAACAGAUGCCUGAGGCAGAUUUUUAGGAUAAGAUGGCCAAACAAAAUCAGAAACGAAGACCUACACAAGAGAGCUAAAACGACCAAAGCCAGUGAAACAGUCACAAUCAGAAAAUGGAAGUGGAUUGGCCACAUCUUAAGACAAGAAAACACCAUCUGCAACACAGCACUAACAUGGCAGCCAGAGGGAAAAAGAAAAGUGGGCAGACCAAAGACAACAUGGAGAAGGACAACCGAACAAGAACGAAAACGGCUCGGAUGGAACAGUUGGGCAACAGCUAGAACAGCUGCAAAAGACCGGACUCAAUGGAAACAGCGCAUUAAGGCCUUAUACACCAAUGAGUGUGAAGAGGAUAGGGAAACGCAGGAAGAAGAAAUGAACUCUAAACUGAUAUUACAGAAAACUGGUAUCAGGCGAGACAGCUACUAUCAGGCGAGACAACAGCUAUCAGGCGAGACAAUAACUAUCAGGCGAGACAACAGUGAUAUAUCGGUAUUGAUAUUGAGAUGCUGA